UUUUUUUUACCGGAUCACAUGACACAAUUACCUCAAGAAUCGAUCAAGAUGAAUUGCACGUCAGCGUACGUUUCCGAUUUUUUCUUCCUCGCGAGUCCUAUCCACACGCAUAUGGUGCAAUAGAUGGGCAAAGUUUAACAGUCAAGCUUACGAUUUUUCCUCUCUAAGGCUAAAGCGAGCAAUGACCGACUACGAUGAUCGCGGCAACUGUGCAUCCAAUAUGUAUUUACCGUACUAUGUUCAUGAUUUCUCGUCGGUCUCAUCGUUUUUACCACAAACAACGUCGUGUCAAGUAAAUUUCCCCUAUUCUUCGAACAUAGCGCAAGUCCAACCUGUUCGUGAAGUGACUUUCAGGGACUAUGGACUGGAUCAUCCGAGCAAAUGGCACUACAGGGGCAAUUACGCUUCGUACUAUUCAACGGAGGAGAUAAUGCACCGAGAUCUCCUACAGUCAACAAACAGAGCGGAAAUUAUUUUCAAAAACGAUUCCGUGUAUAGCCACCAUCACGGUGGUAAUAGCUCCUCGUGCAAUUUCUUCACCAACGUCGGCCGAAACGGGGUACUUCCACAAGAAUUUGAUCAGUUCUUUGAGACUGCUAACUCGGAGAAGCCCAACCCUGAGCAGUCCGAACAAAAGCCAGAUACAAGUGUCCCCGGAGAUGCUGCAUGCAAUGUGUCUACAGAUAGCGCGGACCAGACCAAGCAAGACCCCUCGGAAACCCUGGAGGAGGAAUCCUCGAUAUCAACCUGCGAUGAAGAGAAAAACAACGGCUCAAGUUCAACAAAGUCCAGAAAAAAGAGGUGCCCGUAUACAAAAUACCAGAUCCGAGAACUUGAACGAGAAUUCUUUUUCAAUGUGUACAUAAACAAAGAGAAGCGUCUGCAGUUGUCACGAAUGCUCAGUCUUACAGACCGACAAGUGAAGAUUUGGUUCCAGAACCGAAGGAUGAAAGAGAAAAAGAUGAACCGAGACCGUCUCCAGUAUUUCACUGGAAAUCCAUUGUUCUGAAAGUCAUGAUGUAUAGCCUACUUGCCGCUUCGGGAGACGAUGGCUAUCCUAUUGUGUCAUGAUUGUGGGACAUCAUCCAUUCGUCGGACACAUGACUUAUUUUCACGUCAACGCUGUAUUUUACUAUGCAAAAUACUUGCUAUCUAAAAUGAAUUUUAUCCGCAAUUAAAAUUCUGCACAAAUUAGCCUAUCUACCACAAUGUAUCCGCAGUGAGGUAAAUGAUCAGUUAUCAGGAACAGGUACCCCGACAAUCUCUUCAUACUCUGUGAUAAUGCCAUUGGAAUUCAGUAGCUUUGUAUUUGUAUUUAUUUAUUGUAUUUUUGCAUUCUCACAUUGUAAGCAACCUUUGAUUACAUCAAAUCAAUACGUAAUUACAUUGAGUUAGAACUGUGUAUGCAUUUAUUCGUUUGAAGCAUGUAAUGUAUCUAUGUAUUAAAUAAAAAUACAGCAAGUUA
This is a messenger RNA of Pimephales promelas (fathead minnow), 1465 nucleotides long. The record is from RefSeq and is a predicted model, not a curated record. Lineage: Eukaryota; Metazoa; Chordata; Actinopteri; Cypriniformes; Leuciscidae.